Paracoccidioides lutzii Pb01 is the source of this 1503-nucleotide messenger RNA. RefSeq lists its product as hypothetical. The transcript has 3 exons. Gene Ontology annotation, biological process: mitochondrial respiratory chain complex IV assembly; protein insertion into mitochondrial inner membrane from matrix. Bases 1 to 1503 code for a protein of 500 amino acids. Gene Ontology annotation, cellular component: mitochondrial inner membrane. The record is from RefSeq and is a predicted model, not a curated record. Gene Ontology annotation, molecular function: membrane insertase activity.
AUGCUGGGCAAGACAGGCGUCAGGCCAUGGGCCGCUGUAUCUGUAUCUAGUGUGACCAGACGGACAAUGCUCGCUGCACCGCUCUCCGCUAGACAUCUCUCUACAGUCACAACGAGGAAGUUCCUCCAAUCAAAGUCGCGGAGUCCGACACAAAAUGCUCCUGGGCUUUUAAUGACAUCCUCCUGGAGCUCUGUUGUCGUCCAGUUCGCGGGACUAGCAAAUCCCCGUUUCAAUUCCACUACGACAAACCCCAGCUCGACCAGUGCUCCCUCAUCUCUCAAUUCCAUAGAUACCGUAAACCCCCCGUUAUCAAGUGAUGUUGAGUCAAUUGAUUCCCUUUCUGCGGCCGACCUUGUGAGCGUCGACAUUUCCCAGAUUCCUGAAACGCUAGGCUAUCUAAAGGCGAUAGGCCUAGAUUAUGGCUGGGGCCCCUCACGAUUAAUAGAAACAAUUUUGGAAUCGCUACAUAUCCAUGGAGGAUUGCCGUGGGUGGGUGCUACGAUAACGACUGCGGUCCUGCUACGUGUGGCCAUGUUGAAAUUCGCCAUUGAUGCGUCUGAUACAUCGGCCAAGGUAGCAAGCGUGAAGCACCUAACUCAACCAAUCCAGGAGGAGGUUAAACGAUGCUAUAGAGAAAACGAUACUAUUGGGAUGCAGCGUGCACUAAGUACACGGAGGAUUAUUAAUGAAAAUUACAACAUCAAGUUGAUGAAGCUGGCGUAUCCGAUGAUACAGAUUCCCCUCAAUUUUGGAGCCUUCAGAGUCUUGCGGGGCAUGUCUGCUUUGCCUGUGCCGGGGUUGGAUUCAGAGAGCUUUCUUUGGCUUUCUAGUGUUACAGUGCACGAUCCACUCUUUAUCCUCCCGGUCUCAACGGGCCUGCUAAUGCAUUAUACAUUCAAGCUCGGAGGCGAGGUGUCUGCUUCGACUGAUCAAACCGCGAUGGCAGCCAGGCCCCUCUUACUCUACGGCCUACCCGUCCUAUCAACAGUGUGCACAUUAUUUCUACCAGGAAUUCUUCAAAUCUUCUUCGCCUCAACCUCCGUCCUAGCAAUCCUGCAAUCCUACGCCUUUCACUCCUAUUCCUUCCGUCGGGCCCUUGGAAUGUCCCCAUUCCCUAAGCGCCCUGACUAUUCCUCCAACACCCCAACCGGCUCAAAAGUGCGCAUCAUUGAAGCCCCGCGAGAUAACUCGACAGCGUCCUCACACAUCGAGCAAGUGCCCAAAGUCAGCUUUAUAGAUCGAUUCAUCUCCAGUUGCCAAAACUCUAUAAAAGACACAAGGAAGAAGAUGGAGGAUGUAGUCAGGCAGAACCAGAAAGUGGAGAAGUUUGCUGAUGGCACGCCUAAGGUACGUAUGACUAAAAAGCAGCUUCAGGAUGCUGUUGCCUAUGAGAAUAAGCGGAGGGAGGAGCUUGCUCUGGAGCGGGAAACGCGAAAUAAGGAGCGACAGAUGGAGUAUAGGCGGAAGGUCGCGGAGAAGAAAAGGAAGCAGAAAGAGAUAUGA